This is a messenger RNA of Blepharisma stoltei, 213 nucleotides long. Lineage: Eukaryota; Ciliophora; Heterotrichea; Heterotrichida; Blepharismidae. The record is from the annotation of a GenBank genome assembly.
AUGGCUUCACAAAGACAAUCACAGCAAAUCCCACAAGAAAGCCCUCCACGCAAGCCAGAUCCAGCAUUACAAUCCCUCCCUAUCCGUGCCUACUUAGAUCAAUCAGUUGUUCCUAUACUUUUACAAGGACUAGCAGAGCUCGCCAAAGAGCGUCCAUCAAACCCAGUUGAAUGGCUUGGGCAUUAUUUGUUAAAGAAUUCCGAAAGAAGUUAA